UCUAUAUGGUUGCUGUGUUUCAUCAGCUGCAUUGCCUAAGCCAAGCGCGUGCAAUUAUCAUGCAUCUCUUCCAGGACCCAGCCUACACCGUCCGCGAGACAACCUCCCAUCACACAAUGCACUGCGUGGACAUUGUCCGGCAGGCGCUGAUCUGUGCCGCCGACUCGACUCUGAUCUGGAGGGAAUACGAUAUCAAAUGGCCAGGCGCGGGAGAAACCAGGGUGUGUCGGAACUUCGACACUUUGACACAGUGGGUGAGUGAGCACAAGUAUGUGUCUCAGUCGUUUGACCCCGCUCUAUUGCCCCACACCGAUUACUGAGGGUCUGAGCCUCUGAGGACCCGAGGAACUUCGUGAUCUGCCACCAUCAACAGUAACUACUCCGUAGUCUGCGGUGACG
Messenger RNA from Aspergillus fijiensis CBS 313.89, 399 nucleotides. RefSeq lists its product as uncharacterized. Lineage: Eukaryota; Fungi; Ascomycota; Eurotiomycetes; Eurotiales; Aspergillaceae. The transcript has 2 exons. The record is from RefSeq and is a predicted model, not a curated record. Bases 6 to 320 code for a protein of 104 amino acids. Gene Ontology annotation, biological process: mycotoxin biosynthetic process.